This is a messenger RNA of Canis lupus familiaris (dog), 2063 nucleotides long. It is a transcript of the gene SARS2, whose product is annotated as seryl-tRNA synthetase 2, mitochondrial. Gene Ontology annotation, molecular function: ATP binding; tRNA binding; serine-tRNA ligase activity. The transcript has 16 exons. Gene Ontology annotation, biological process: mitochondrial seryl-tRNA aminoacylation. NCBI's taxonomy places the organism in Eukaryota, Metazoa, Chordata, Mammalia, Carnivora, Canidae. Gene Ontology annotation, cellular component: mitochondrion. The coding region runs from base 53 to 1735 and encodes 560 amino acids. The record is from RefSeq and is a predicted model, not a curated record.
AACGCGGAGUGGGCGGGGCGAAGGGUGCGCGACUCCUUGUCCCCUGUCCAAGAUGGCUGCGUCCAUGGCGCGCCGCUUGUGGCUUUUGGUGGCUGGUCGGGGUCUUCGGCCCCGGAGAGGCUGCGUCCGCAGCCACAGCCCGAGGAGAACUUUCGCCACGGAGAGACGAGACCGGAACCUCCUGUACGAGCACGCGCGCGAGGGCUACAGCGCGCUCCCCGAGCUGGACAUGGAGCGCCUGUGCGCAUGCCCGGAAGAGGCCGCGCGCGCCCUGCAGCUCCGCAAGGGGGAGCUGCGGCCGGAAGACCUGCCCGCGAUCAUCUCAACAUGGCAGGAGCUGAGGCAGCUGCAGGAGCAGAUCCGGAGUCUGGAGGAAGAGAAGGGGACUGUGGCUGAGGCAGUACGGGCCCUGCUGGUAAACCAGGACAACAGUCAAGUGCAGCAGGUACUACAGGGGGCUGAUGUCCCGUCCCUGGGGGGAGCGGGCAGGUGCCAAGUGAGUCCCGAUUCCUACAUUGUAACAGAAGACAACAGGAUUGUCCAUCCAGGACCCCCAGUAUCAGAGUCUGCGGGCACAUGGCCGGGAGAUCCGCAAGCAGCUCACGGUCCUGUACCCCAAGGAGACCCAGCUCAAGGAGCAGUUCUACCUACAGGCGCUGAAGCUGCCCAACCGGACCCACCCGGAUGUGGACCCCCCGCUGUCUCUCUGCAGCCCACCGGGGACGAGAGCCAGGCCCGAGUGCUCCACGUGGUCGGAGACAAGCCAGCUUUCUCCUUCCAACCCCGGGGCCACCUGGAAAUCGCAGAGAAACUCGACAUCCUGCGGCAGAAGCGCCUGUCCCAUGUGUCCGGCCACCGCUCCUAUUACCUGCGUGGGGCUGGUGCCCUCCUGCAGCACGGCCUGGUCAACUUCACACUCAACAAGCUCAUCCACCGGGGCUUCACCCCCAUGACGGUGCCAGACCUCCUCCGAGGAGCUGUGUUUGAAGGCUGUGGGAUGACGCCAAAUGCCAACCCAUCCCAGAUUUACAACAUCGACCCCUCCCGCUUCGAAGACCUCAACCUGGCUGGGACAGCAGAGGUGGGGCUUGCAGGCUACUUCAUGGACCACUCCGUGGCCUUCAGGGACCUGCCGAUCAGGAUGGUUUGUUCUAGUACCUGCUACCGGGCCGAGACAGACACAGGGAAAGAGCCACGGGGACUGUAUCGAGUACACCACUUCACCAAGGUGGAGAUGUUUGGGGUGACAGGCCCUGGUCUGGAGCAGAGCUCACAGCUGCUGGAUGAGUUCCUGUCCCUGCAGAUGGAGAUCUUGACAGAGCUGGGCCUGCACUUCCGCGUCCUGGACAUGCCCACCCAGGAACUGGGCCUCCCCGCCUACCGCAAGUUUGAUAUCGAGGCCUGGAUGCCAGGCCGCGGCCGCUUUGGCGAGGUCACCAGCGCCUCCAACUGCACAGACUUCCAGAGCCGCCGGCUGCACAUCAUGUUCCAGAAGGAGGCCGGGGAACUGCAGUUCGCCCACACGGUGAACGCCACGGCCUGUGCUGUCCCUCGCCUCCUCAUCGCCCUCCUGGAGAGCAACCAGCAAGAGGAUGGCUCCGUCCUCGUGCCCCCUGUCCUCCAGCCCUACCUUGGCACCGAUCGGAUCACUGUCCCCACUCACGUGCCUCUCCAGUACAUCGGACCCAACCAGCCCCAGAAGUCCAGGCUCCCCAGCCAGCCUGUUCCGAGCUGAGAGCUCACCCUCAUUGGUCAGCAGGGCUUUCGCUGCUUCCUGGAGCUCAGGGGACUCUGGAAACCCGGGACCUAUUUUCCUGAGCCUGUCCUGACAUCUGCAUUCCUCGUGUCAGCUCCGUGCCUGGGCCCCUUCCCUUCUUCCCCAAUUUUCUCAGAACCAGCCAGUGACCCUGUCAUCACUGACAGUCCCAACCCUGCACCAGAAAGCAGGACAUCUGGGGACUUGACGGUUGUAAGGACAGGGAAGGAGAGGAAGAGUCCCCAGCCCUCCUUCCUUCCUUCCCUCAGGAUGUAGCAGAAAGUCCCCAAUAAAUGGUCAGAACAAA